AUGCAUGAAAGAACCAGCAAAUUGGAGGAUACUCUGAACCAGUUCAUGCAGGUGUCUAUGAAUAACCAGAAAAAUACUGAAGCUUCCAUCAAGAAUUUGGAGGUACAGGUGGGUCAGCUAGCUAAACAAUUAGCUGACAUGUCUGGAGGACCAUUUUCAGCCAAUACCAUGACCAACCCCAAGGAGUAUUGCCAAGCUAUAACAACAAGAAGUGGGAAGGUAGUUGGUGAAGAUGUUGGAGUGAGUGAGAACAAUGAGGAUGCUGAGAAUGAGGGAGAAAAUAAUGAAUUGAAGGAGGUUGAGGAAGAGAUUGAGAAGAAUGAGGAAGAAAACAAUAAGACCAUGGAGCAAAUGCCCACAUAUGCUAGGUUCAUGAAGGAAUUGUUAACUAAGAAAAGGAGAAUGCUUGAAGAAGAGACUGUGGAGCUUGAAGCAGGAUGCAGUGCCAUUAUACAGAAGUCUCUACCUCAGAAGUCCAGAGAUCCAGGCAGUUUCACUCUCCCUGUAUCAAUUGGUAAUCUGUCAGUGGGUAAGGCACUCUUAGAUCUUGGAGCUAGUAUUAAUUUGAUGCCUUUAUCCAUGUUGAAAAAGAUAGGAGAAGUGGAAGUGAGACCUACAAGAAUGACCUUGCAGUUGGCAGACAGAUCCAUCAAGAUUCCACAUGGUAUAGUGGAAGAUAUGAUUGUAAAGGUUGACAAGUUCGUUUUUGGGUAUGAUUUCUUCUCGGCCAUUUUCCUGUUUUCUUCUUAG
This is a messenger RNA of Cajanus cajan (pigeon pea), 750 nucleotides long. The record is from RefSeq and is a predicted model, not a curated record. NCBI's taxonomy places the organism in Eukaryota, Viridiplantae, Streptophyta, Magnoliopsida, Fabales, Fabaceae.